Molecule: messenger RNA, 1024 nt
Organism: Chironomus riparius
Lineage: Eukaryota; Metazoa; Arthropoda; Insecta; Diptera; Chironomidae
Source: the annotation of a GenBank genome assembly
AUGUUGAAUAAAAAUUCCAUAAGAUUCAUUGUGGUGCUAUUAAUAAGUGUUGGCGAUGCCGGUAGUAAAAAUAAUAAUGAAAGUCUCGCAACUAAUCACAAAGUAAAGCAACAAAUUAAUAAUACAACACAGACGCCAAUUACCCAUUCCGUGCCAAUGAACUUUGCUAAAAAUGAUUUGCUUUAUUUGAGCGAGCUUCCAUUAGAGCAAUUACUAAAAGUUAAAAAAUCAAUUGAUGAAAUUCAACAAGUUAAUCAACGUGUGGAUGAACAUCCAAUUGGUGUUGUGGAGGAGACAGGAACGACUGAAUCAGCCAUUAUGGAAAGCCGGAUUAUUAAUGAUUCUGGUUUUGGAAAUGAAAAGAGAAGGCAGAAUGGUGCAUUGCCAAUGGCUAUAAAUCAGAAUCUGCAGCAACAGCAGAGACAAUUAACUAUUAAUAGGAAAACUGGCUUUGGAGGAGGCUCUAGUGGACUAGAAACACCAUGGGACAGCAAACCAAGCAAAAUCCAAACAUUCUUUCAACUAUCUGUGACUGCUUUAGCAUUUCUAGCUUUUGCCGGCUAUCUACUAUGUAUGAUUGUUCAAGCUAUUAAAGCUAAAGGCACAACGCUCCUAAUGUCAAACACUUUAUCAAAUGCAUCAACAUCAAAUACGAUGAAUAGUCUAGUAAACGCGGGAUCUAUUCCACUACGCCGACGUAGACGUCCAAUUACAGUUACAGGACGAAGACGAAAAAGAAAUACAGCAUUUUUGUCAUCUGACAAUCGUAAUGAUACAAUAUCGUCAAUUUAUGCAGAAUCAAUGAACAUGAAUAAUCCAUAUGAUGGAGAUAUGUACAAUGCAAUGAUAUCUAUUGCUGAAGGCUAUGUAAAGCUUCACUUUUUUGAGUAAAUAAAAAUUUGUUUGUAAAACAUAAAAAAUUGACUAAAAUUUACCUUGCUGGAUCAUACAUUUGAUUUGGAUUACGUGAAAUUCGCUUCAUUCCAUACAUUGAAUAUUGAUCGUCUAUGAGCAUCGCGUCACU